CUUUAUGCAAUACUUUUACACAUUGGUCCCUGCACAGUUUACAGGACUUCCAACAUUGUUCCUGUUUUCAGGGACUGAACAUCAACUCAUACCUCCACCCGCCUGGUGGCGACAGUCACAUUUGAUUUGAGGUCACAGCUGCGCUGCAAACCACCGAAGAAGUCUCGUCUCUAGGAUACAGAGGAAGCGUGCCUGCUGACGGACUGAUGACUCGACAGACUGGACAGUGAGGUGAAUGGAGGAGGAAGAUCUGAGGGAGCAGCAACAUGGAGAAGAUCUGAGAGAUAUGGUGGUGCGAGGUUAUGGAUGGCUUUGAAUAGUCUAGGGAUGGUGCCAGUGGAGCGUCUCCACCUGAAACAUGUUCUGCAGACGGUGUGUGUGUUGGAGUCAGUCAUCCUCCGCAGUUUUGGACCUGAAGGAGGACAAGUGCUGUUCAUUCGAGACACAGGACAAGCUAUGUUGAGCCGCAGUGGGGCUCGCAUUCUCGCAGCACUACGACUGGAGCAUCCGCUUGCCAGGAUGGUGGUGGAGUGUGUCUUGAAACACAGCAUCAUAACAGGCGACGGAUCCAAGACCUUUAUCUUACUGCUGGCGUCAUUACUAAGGAUGAUUCAUGCAACAGCCUGCAAGGAAUCUAACGUGUCUCAAACCUACAGCUCCAGGGAUGCAGCAGAGGCUGCCACUGCCAGGCACUUGGCUGAUGAAUUGCUGGUAUUUGCUUUGGAGAAGCUGGGUGAUCUAAUUGCUUUCGGAGUGGUCCCUUAUGGGUGUUGUCUUUCAUGGGAGGAUUUCACUGCGAAAACACAAUUGCCAGCUCAAACAAACAAUCACUGUGUGCAAAAGGUGCUGGCAUCAUUCUUUCGUUCACGCCUGGGUCACACCCACUGUGAUUUUUUUAGCAACCUCACUUGUGAACUGCUCACACAGUUUAAAAAUAACCAACCUUCCUUAUCACUUCAGUUUGUAAAUGACAAUUUGCCUGCACUGCAUACACCUGUGUCAGGCUUCCCUAUUAGUUGUUCACGUUUGAUUGAGGGGCAGAUCAUUCACAGGGACUUUGCUACGCCCUGCCCUAAGACUGACCAUCAGCCAGUUAAAGCUGUAGUUUUCACUGGGUACCUGCAACGAAAAUUGCUCAUCGCAGGAGAAGUGCUGGAGCUGGAAUGUGGAAAUAUUGCGCAAUUUAAUGCCUGGGCAGAAAGGUCGCUAGAGUGUGUCAUCGCAAAUCUUCAAAGUUUGGGUAUCUCUGUGCUCCUGUCUGCAGUCAAACAGUCUGCUGCCGUCCUGGCUUUAGCUUCACAGGCAGACAUGUGCAUUGUGGAGUGUGUCAGUGAAGAUGAGCUGUCUCUCUUUGCCCAGCUAAGUGGGGCCAGACCUGUUUCAGACUGCUCGAUGAUUGAACCAGACCAGAUUGCUACACUGACCUUUUGCCGACCAAUACUGCUGGGAGCACAUAGGUAUGUCCAUGUGGCUUUCCAUGAUUCAGAGGAACGAGUAAUGGUCACACCCUGCAGUCUGGUCAUUUGUGGUCCAGGUGAAGGGCACACUGAUCAGUAUGUAUGUGCAUUUCGAGAUGCCAUCCGCAUGCUACUUUCAACUUGGGAGCCCAUGAGUAUGACUGCAGUUAGAGCAUCAAAGAGGACCUUGCAGUCAAACAAAAGCACGUCUUUACAUACAGAAAAUCAGCUCCCCGACGCAGCUCCCUUCCAGCAGUGUGUGUUGGAACCAGGCUGUGUUAUACCUGCUGGUGGGACAUUUGAGUUUCUUUUGAACCAUGUCCUACUACAACAUGGCCGCAGUUCCUCAAUUUCUCAUGACACAAAUAUGGGUAUCCCUGCCGUUUCCCAGCUCUUGGCAAAGGCUUUGCUGAGCGUGCCACGACAGAUUUACUUCCACAGUCCACGAUGUUUCCUGCAGACUCAAACAAGGCUCCUGAGUUUUAUUGAAAACCAUUCCCACCCUCUCAGCCUCAUACACAAACAAGAACACAACACAGUCCUCGUACAGGGUCAGGAUGUAUGUCCUCUAGAGGAGGGCAAACAAAGCAUUCAUUGUUGUAGAGAGGAUGAUGUGUCAUCAAAAAAUUUUAUACUGGACUUGGGACUUGAAUCUGUCUCCUGUAAAUACCAACUGCUUCUUUCCGUGCUGCAGUGUGUCUCUAGUCUUCUCCGGGUGGACACCAUGCUUUGCACACACACCGCACUACACACACAGUCACGCAGACUUGCAAACAUUUCCUGGGAAGACACAGAGGACGAGGCUGAGGAAUGAGAUUGAAUUGUGUCCCAAGAUGAAAACCAUAAACAUAUUUUCGCUCAGUACUUGCUGAGGUAUCGUUCAAAAGUUUUGCACUGUAAUGCAGAUUGCUACAGCAAUGUUUUAUUAUUUAUUUUUUUAAUUUAGCCUCACUUUUUAUGUGAUGAAUGUGUUUGAAAUGAAAGUUCAUACUUUCACUGCGAUAGUAGAUUACAUUUCAUAGAAAUAAUGCUGUCUGGUGUAGUUUUAGUGAUUCAGUGGUUACAGUGUUUGAAUUACGGUCAGGGCAAUAACGGUAAAAAAAGAAAACAUCAAACAACUUAAUGUUAAUCUCCAUAGGGCAGAAUGUGAAGUUGUCAGAUAUUUUGGUCUUGUGUUGAUGUGAAGUAGUAUGGUAGUGUUGAUUUUGGCCUCUUUCCUCUUGAGCAGUUCUCCCCCUUAUCUCAGCUUUCCUGCCCUCUUCCCUUGGCCAGUUCAUAUUCUGUUAUCUAAAAGGAAUGCACAUGGAAGUACACAGAGACAUCGUCUCACAAAUAUAAACUGCUGCUUUUUAUAAUCAGUGUUAUCUCCAUAUUAGGGGCGGGGUGUCUGAAAGGGCAACUCCUGGCUGUCAACAACCAAAUCAAACUAUACUUCCUUUUUAUCUGAGAACACUAACCACAUUAUCACCUAAUUUGGAAUUAUGGGGAAAAAAAAGGGAAAUAGUGAUUUAUUAGAAAUGAACCAUGACUCACUACCAUACACAAAUGUGUAGUGUUUACGCUAAUCAGUGCGCUCCCAGUUACUCAGAAUUUUCCGUGAAUUAAUUAUCAAGGGAUAUAUCGGAGACAAAGACAGUCCUUGGCUUUGUUUGUGUUUUGGAUCAAACUCUGCAUGAGUCACACUUGAUGGUCACAAAUAUCAAAGAGGGGAAAGCGGGAAUGGAGUAUUAACAAUGUUUUGGUUUUUUUCCCACUGUACACCAGGAGAAGAAUCUGAAUGUUGUUUAUAAUCAAGGCACUCACACCCUUCUAGCGCUACACACCCCCUUAAACUUACAAAGCUAAAUCUAAGCAAGCGGAUUCAGUGUGUCAAUUUAGUAAUAAAGAUUUUGCAAUAUAGUUAAUGAACUUUACUCAGUGACCUGCUGAAACUUACAGCUCAUUUGACUGUUGCUCUGUGUAUGUGAGUAAUUGCCAUAAUGUAAUAACAUCAGAAUGGACUCGGUUGGUUUGGUUUAUUUGGUACUCAUUAUUUUUCAUCUCUGUAAAACAUAGUGUGUAUGGUAUAAAUCAACCCAAUCUCUGUAAAAUGAAAA
Messenger RNA from Larimichthys crocea (large yellow croaker), 3553 nucleotides. It is a transcript of the gene bbs10, whose product is annotated as Bardet-Biedl syndrome 10. Gene Ontology annotation, biological process: chaperone-mediated protein complex assembly. Gene Ontology annotation, molecular function: ATP binding. Lineage: Eukaryota; Metazoa; Chordata; Actinopteri; Sciaenidae. The transcript has 5 exons. The coding region runs from base 307 to 2271 and encodes 654 amino acids. The record is from RefSeq and is a predicted model, not a curated record.